This is a messenger RNA of Culex pipiens pallens (northern house mosquito), 924 nucleotides long. RefSeq names its product embryonic polarity protein dorsal-like. Gene Ontology annotation, cellular component: cytoplasm. Gene Ontology annotation, biological process: non-canonical NF-kappaB signal transduction; cellular response to stress; regulation of DNA-templated transcription. Lineage: Eukaryota; Metazoa; Arthropoda; Insecta; Diptera; Culicidae. The record is from RefSeq and is a predicted model, not a curated record. The coding region runs from base 1 to 924 and encodes 307 amino acids. Gene Ontology annotation, molecular function: DNA-binding transcription factor activity; DNA binding. The transcript is spliced from 3 exons.
AUGUCAGCUCAUCGCGGAGAGCCACGUCUUGUCAUCACGGAGCAGCCUCAAUCCAGAGGAUUAAGAUUCAGGUACCAAUGCGAGAAUCGUGGCUUCACACCUGGCUCGAUUCUCGGCGCAGAUUCCAGCCCACAGCAACGGAGCUAUCCUACGGUUGAGAUUCGAAACUACAAGGGGCCUGCUAAGAUCGUAAUUUCUUGCGUCACCACGGAAGAUUUCCCAAGACUUCACCCGCACCGUCUAGUAGGCCAUGAGGGUUGCCGCGAAGGUAUUUGCGAAAUAUCCGUUUCUGCUGAAGCGAUCAUGGCCUACUCGGUGAAGAGUUUGGGCAUUCAGUGCAUCCGCCGGAAGGACAUCGAAGCGGAGCUGAAGAUAAGGGAGUCGCGGUACCAGAAUCCGUUUAAAGGAAAUCCACUUACCAUCAAUCUGAACGCAAUUCGGCUUUGUUUUGAGCUGCAUGUGGAAAAUUCCGAUGGCCAGUUUGUGCCGAUGUUCCCACCAGUACUGUCCACCACAAUCUACGACAAAAAAGCUAGCCCCAGUCUGGUGAUCUGCUCGAUGAGUGCCACCGAUGGCCCGGCCUCCGGUGGCAAACAAAUCAUCCUGCUCACGGAAAAGGUCAACAAGGACGACAUCCAGGUUCGAUUCUACAGAGAACAUGGUCCAGACCGAAAACCGUGGAUUGCCUACGGCAAGUUCAAUCCGGCCACCAACGUCCACAAGCAGUUUGCAAUCGUGCUGAAAACCCCGGCCUACUACGAUCCAAGAAUUACGGAACCGGUGACGGUUAUCUGGCAGGAGGAAGUGCAGCGUGGCCCAUGGGAACAGGUCGAUGGCGGUAGCAGUGACGGGUCUGCCGUUGAUUCUGAAACAAGUCUGUACGAAUUCAGCCUGGAAGACAUUUUCGAGUGUUUAUAUGAAUAA